AUGAAGCUCGCUCGCACCAUGGAGGAGGCGCUGGACUCCGUCGAGAUGCUGGACACCGUCGAGCAGGUGCUGGACAACGUUGAGGUGAUGGACUCCGUCGAGCAGACGCUGGACAACGUCGAGGCGCUGGACACCGUCGACGUCGUGCUAGACUUCGUCAAGAUGGUGCCCGACUCCGUCGAGUCCCUGUGUCCUUGCUGCGGCACGUUCCACGCUGGCGGCGUCUUCGGAGAAGCCUGCUUCCAAGCUCGCCGCCACACUCGCAGGUGUGCGCGUUGUGGCCUUUUACAUGAAGACUACGAUCUGCCAACAAGGUGGUUGCAUGGCAUGGAAAAGUUUGAUUGUGAGUUCUAUGUUACUGAUGUGGAGAAACUUCAAAUGGAUGGUGACACAAUACUGUUACUUGACGACGUUAUCAAGAAGUUGGACGAGAUCUACAAUAUGAAGAAGUUGGAAGAUGCAAAGAUGAAGCAAGAUGCAAAAGAACAGUAA
This is a messenger RNA of Miscanthus lutarioriparius, 492 nucleotides long. The record is from the annotation of a GenBank genome assembly. NCBI's taxonomy places the organism in Eukaryota, Viridiplantae, Streptophyta, Magnoliopsida, Poales, Poaceae.